Rhagoletis zephyria (snowberry fruit fly) is the source of this 876-nucleotide messenger RNA. RefSeq lists its product as uncharacterized. The record is from RefSeq and is a predicted model, not a curated record. Lineage: Eukaryota; Metazoa; Arthropoda; Insecta; Diptera; Tephritidae.
AAACAAAAUUGUUGUUCAUGGUCUAAGAGUGCAAAACUUGUCUGCUUUAUACGAUAAAGCUCUACUAUCAACGCAUUUUAACAAAUAGAGUGCACAAUAUUUAAUAUUUAAUGAAACAAUUGAAAAUCAUUUCCUUGAUGAGAUAACAUCGAAAGUUGUUUGCUUUCGAAACUUCCCUGGAAAUUCUUAUUCAUUUGUACCCCUCAAACCAGAUCAUGCAGCAGAGCGAUUUUAAUUACAUUUCCGAAAACUCUGACAUUCAACACGAGACCUCAUCUUCACAAACGCUGUAUCUGAUACAACCAAGCCCAAGUACAACAACUUCUUUGGACAGUGCAACUUCGUCUGCUAUUCAAUCAUUUAUCAAUGACGCGUGUCAAAAAGCCAUUGAAAAGGUGGAAGAACGUAACAAGCUCAUAUUGCUCAGAGUUACGGAGGAAAUUCAAGGGCUGCGUAAAGAUGUUGGCGAAUUGCGGAAAGCGGUAUCUCAUAAUAACUCUACCAUUUUACCAACCAGACUGUUUAGCACCGUUGAAGAUUUUCUUCAGUUUGAGAAAGCUGUUCAGGAAGAUAUGGAUAAAUUCUCCUUGCUGAAAGCCGAUCUAAAACGAUUGUCAACAUCAAGUUCAAGGAAAUUUGUUACAAAAUCGGGGCAAAAACUUAUGCAUAACAAAGUUGCAGAAAGCUUUUCGUGGAAAGGUACUGUAGACAACAAGUGUAUUAGAGCCUUCUCUGUCGCCACUGCCAUUCGUCAAACUUUCACUUGCGAAAAUGGAGGCAAGGAAGAGGAUUUUGUGUUUGCCUCGAAAUCUUUUUUCCAAUACGCUAAAAAUCUUAUUAAAAUUAAAGCACCAAAAGAAAAUACAAAAUAAAGUA